Molecule: messenger RNA, 232 nt
Organism: Aspergillus nomiae NRRL 13137
Lineage: Eukaryota; Fungi; Ascomycota; Eurotiomycetes; Eurotiales; Aspergillaceae
Exons: 2
Source: RefSeq, a predicted model, not a curated record
CCUGGCAAAUCAUCGAUCUACAGACAUGUCUCUCUGGAGCUCCUACCGUUCUUUGUCGCCGAAAACAAGGGCUCUCUUCGGAGUUGGCGUGAUGGCUUGGGCGUCGAUUGGCCUCUGGGUUUUACCGGAAGUAGAAGGCGCCAUGGGCAUGGCUCCAACAAAGCAGGAGCAGGAAGAGUUGGAUCGUAAGAUGGCGAUUCGGAUCUCGCGGGUGGAUAAGGAUGGCCACUGA